AUUAUUCCCUUGGAGCUACAGUUGUCAUCAACAGAAACAGUCGCCUCUCUGGAAGUCGUAUAGCAGAGUGUCCGGUUACACCGUAAAGCCUGGGCUGCCUCAUAAAACACGGCCAUUACCGAGCAGACCAGCGCUGUGCCCUGAUCCCCGUGUGCCAAGGCAGGCUAGAGCUUCAUCAUGGCUCCUAUGAUGCAGCAUGUCCAUCUGGUGCCAGAGGAGGAUGAAGAGGAUCUGUAUUCGGGUUACAAUGAUUACAACCCUACAUAUAACACGGAGGAUUUAGAGAAUGACGAGGCUUUUCAGCAUGCUCUGAGAACGAGCCAUGGACGGAGGCCCCCGAUUACAGCAAAAGCCCCGGGAACAGCAGCUCCACGUGCAUUGGGGACUGGAUUUGGUGCCAGGGGAACCCUUUUCUCAUCAAUAGGAAGACCCGUGACUGGAGCUGUGCAGGAUGGAGCUGCUCGACCUAUGACUGCAGUGCGUGCAGCCGGCUUCACCAAGACUGCUCUCAGAGGCGCUUCGUUUGAUCCCCUUGCCCAGUCCCGAGGGCCUGCUCCUCCUUUGGAAGCUAAAAGUGAAGACAGUCCUGAAGAAAAGAUAAAGCAACUGGAAAAGAAAGUUAAUGAACUUAUUGAAGAAAGCUGUAUUGCCAAUAGCAAUGGAGAUUUAAAACUGGCUUUAGAGAAGGCAAAAGAAGCUGGAAGGAAGGAGAGGGUCUUGGUAAGGCAGAGGGAGCAGAUCUUGUCUCCAGAAAACAUUAACCUCGACCUAACUUACUCGGUAUUGCUUAACCUGGCCAGCCAGUACACAGCAAAUGAGAUGUAUGCCGAGGCGCUCAAUACCUACCAAGUGAUAGUGAAGAACAAAAUGUUUAGCCAUGCAGGGCGCCUAAAGGUUAACAUGGCAAACAUCUACUUGAAACAAAAGAACUACUCCAAGGCUAUUAAGUUUUACCGUAUGGCUCUGGAUCAGAUCUCCGGGGCCCACAGAGAGAUGAGAAUCAAGAUCAUGCAGAAUAUCGGAGUGGCGUUUGUAAUGACCGGUCAAUACGCAGAUGCCAUUAACUCAUUCGAACACAUCAUGGGCGAAUCCCCCAAUCUGAAGGCCGGCUUCAAUCUGAUCCUGUGCUAUUUUUCUGUCGGAGACAGAGACAAAAUGAAAAAAGCUUUCCAAAAGCUAAUUGCCGUACCUUUAGGGAUUGAUGAGGAGGACAAGUAUAUUGCUCCAAGCGAUGAUCCACAUGCAAAUCUGGUCAUAGAAGCUAUUAAAAAUGACAGCCUCCAUCAGAUGGAACGGGAAAGGAAGGCAUUAGCUGAAAAAUACAUCAUGACCGCUGCAAAACUUAUAGCACCUGCAAUUGAAACCUCCUUUGCUGUUGGAUAUGACUGGUGUGUCGAAGUAGUCAAAGGAUCGCAGUAUGUAGAAUUGGCAAAUGACUUGGAAAUAAACAAAGCAAUUACCUACCUGAGGCAGAAGGACUUUAGCAAGGCUGUAGAAACCUUGAAAAUGUUUGAGAAAAAAGAGAGCAGAGUGAAAAGUGCCGCUGCGACCAACCUUUCAUUCCUUUACUUCCUGGAGAAUGAUCACUCUCAGGCUGACGUCUAUGCAGAUUUAGCAGUAUCAUCUGACAGAUACAAUCCGUCCGCUCUAACCAAUAAAGGGAAUGUUGUGUUUGUAACCGGAGACUAUGAAAAAGCCACAGAAUACUACAAGGAAGCUCUGAGAAAUGACUCGUCCUGUACCGAGGCUCUCUAUAACUUAGGUCUGACCUACAAGAAAGUAAACCGCCUGGAGGAGGCCUUGGACUGUUUUCUGAAGCUUCAUGCGAUUUUCAGGAACAGCGCCCAGGUUCUCAGUCAGAUAGCAAGCUUGUAUGAAAUGCUUGAAGAUACAAGUCAGGCCAUCGAGUGGCUCAUGCAGCUUAUCAGCGUCGCUCCUACUGACCCACAUGCGCUGACCAAACUUGGGGAGCUCUAUGAUACAGAAGGAGACAAGUCUCUGGCGUUCCAAUACUACUACGAGUCCUAUCGCUACUUCCCUUCAAACAUCGAGGUGAUUGAGUGGCUCGGAGCUUAUUACAUUGACACCCAGUUUUGUGAAAAAGCCAUUCAGUACUUUGAGAGAGCGGCACUUAUUCAACCUACUCAAGUGAAAUGGCAGCUGAUGGUAGCGAGUUGUUACAGAAGAAGUGGAAGUUAUCAGAAAGCACUUGAUACGUAUAAGGAGAUUCACAGGAAGUUUCCAGACAAUGUUGAGUGCUUGCGUUUCUUGGUGCGUCUCUGCACUGAUAUCGGGUUAAAGGAAGUUCAGGAAUAUGCAACCAAACUUAAGAAAGCAGAAAAAAUGAAAGAAAUAAGGGAACAGCGAGUACGAUCCGGCAGAGAUGGCAGCGCUAGAAGUCGAAGAGAGGGAAGUGCCAGCAGCGAUAGCGGGCAGAGCAGUGGAGCAAGUGCUAAAGGAGAACGCCUUAGUGCUAAGCUAGGAAGUCUGCCUGGAUCAAACGACCCGUAUGAAGCCAGUAGCAAUAAGGAAAUAGAUGCUUCAUAUGCCGACCCGCUGGGCCCUCCAAUGGAACGUCCAAAAACAGCUGCAAGGAAAAGAGUAGAUGAAGAAGAUUUUGCAGAUGAAGAAUUAGGGGACGACUUACUCCCAGAAUGAUGUUGUUUUGGGGAAUAACAUAGUAAGAGACAGACUGAUGCUGGUGACCUUGUUUAUUUUGUCCUAAUUUACCUGUGAUGCAUAGCCUCAUAACAUAAUGCAUUCCACUGACUUUUCUACCAUCCCGUUCACUGUAGAAGAAUUGAGAAGUAUUUUUGCAUUUUUUAAUAAAAUAUAUUUAAGC
Messenger RNA from Spea bombifrons (plains spadefoot toad), 2842 nucleotides. It is a transcript of the gene IFT88, whose product is annotated as intraflagellar transport 88. Gene Ontology annotation, biological process: inner ear receptor cell stereocilium organization; intraciliary transport; non-motile cilium assembly. The transcript is spliced from 26 exons. The record is from RefSeq and is a predicted model, not a curated record. Gene Ontology annotation, cellular component: ciliary basal body; non-motile cilium; centriole. The coding region runs from base 178 to 2658 and encodes 826 amino acids. NCBI's taxonomy places the organism in Eukaryota, Metazoa, Chordata, Amphibia, Anura, Pelobatidae. Gene Ontology annotation, molecular function: kinesin binding.